UUGGAGGAGGGUUUGCGGGGCGUCAAAGAGGGGCUGAUGUCCACCUGUCUGUGGGUUCUGUGUGCGCAGGCGAAGUUGUCGAUGGCGCUGGUGAAGCAGAUCUUGCAGUCUCUCACGAGGCACUUCACCAAUGAAGGUCCUCACGGCAAGGACCCUGGCAAGGGGUCGAGGCACUGGCUGUGCAACUACUGCGAGACUCGGUUCGUUGGCACAAAGUCGGUCCUCAAGAGGCACUUAGUGACGAAGUGCAGUAUCGAGCUUGUGACUCGUGCAUUGACAGCGGAGGAGAGGGUGACCAGAAUUGAGGGCAUCCGGCUGGGGAAACACCAGGCCAGUCAGCUCGAAGGCGCAACCGGUGGAGGUGCUGGUCCGAGCACAGGACCGUCUUCCAGCAGUUUCGUGCCUCCAGCAUCAUCAGCACAGAGGCCGAGUGAUGGUGAGACGUCCUCGCAUGCAGGAUCGGAGACGUGCUUCCCUCCUGCCCCUGGAAGUGGUGGACGGUCGGUGAGACAGACUGUGCUCGAGGAGGCGGACAGUAUCCUGGCUGCCUUGCAAGAGGGACGAGAUGAGGACAAAAGGUUGGACGGGCAGUACAAGUUGGUGGGGGGGGAGACGCGGUCACUGGUCAAGAGGUGGGAGAGAAUAGGGUGCAUGCUCCAAAUGGACGGGUGGUCAGACCGGCGAAACAAACCGCACCUGUACGUCAUGGUGUCUUCCCCGGUCGGAACUGUGUUUUGGAAGUCUGUGUGCAUGGAGGGGAGGGAGAAGGACUCCAAAGCGUACUUCAAGUUGUUGGACGGGGUGAUCCAGGAGAUCGGCGCGGGGUCCAUUGUCGACGUUGUGAUGGACAAUGCGAGGGUUUGCGCCAAAGCAGGGAAGAUGGUGGAGGCCAAGUACCCCGGUAUUUUCAGUGUGGGCUGCACAGCCCAUGCCUUGGAUCUGGCCCUGGAGGACAUGUACAAGUGCAUGGACUGGCUGAAGGUGGUCGUCGACAAGGGCAAUCAAGUUGGCAAGUUUUUCACGAACGUCGACAAGGUCCGCGCAAUGUACAACCGGAUCGCGAAUGCACAACUGAAACGGCCGGCGGUCACAAGAUUCGCAACGAACUUUGAGAUGCUUCAGUCGCUGAAGGCGGGGAGGAAUCCGUUGGAGUUGUGCGUCUGCAAUGCCGGAGCUGUGCGUCUGCAAUGCCGCGUGGGUGGAGAAGUUGGUGAGGGGGGAGCAGGGGGCGACAUUCAACGCCGAGUAACAAUGAGCAAAGUGUAUUUCGGCAUGGACGCGGUUGUGGCAAGAAUGCGCACGUUGGACUGCCUGUCGGAGGCCGAGAAAGCGGAUGUGGAGAAGAUUUUGAUGGACCGGUGGGCGUUCAUGACAUCAGAACUGCAUUGCGCGGCCGCCUUCCUCGACCCCGAGUACAGGACGCACACCAUGCGAGACACAGAGAUUCGCGAGGGGUUCAACAUUUGGCUUUACUCGUGGGCGCCACCGAAGCUGAUGCAGGGAGAAAUCAGCAGACAAGUGGACAUGUGGGCGAGCUCGUCGGCUGCGUGCGAGCGAAACUGGAGCUUGCACCAGCUCAUUUUCGGCCAACGCCGCACGAAGAUGUUGCCAGAGAGAUUGAACAAGCUGGUGUACAACAAUUGGAAUAUCCAAUUGUCGACGCGAAGAGAGCGAGGGGACGGGGAAAACGUGCACAUCCCGUGGAAGGACGAUGAGCUGGCAAGCAUGGAGGUGGAUGAGUGGUCUGACGAAUGGGCUGCACAGGUUAGGGAAUGGACAGCCGAUGAUGUUGCUGCGACGGUGGUCCGUGCGGACGAUUUCAAUGAUGCCCCGCUAAAGCGCAGAUGGCUGCGGAACAAUGAGGAGGAGAACUUCGCGGAUGACGAAGACGAUAUCGCCGCACUUGAUUCGCUGGAGAGAACAUGGCACGCGAACAUGAAGCCCGGGAAGCACCGGAUGCGGGAGCUGCGCAGGAAGUCUGGUGGUCAAGAGCCCGAACCCGGGUUCGUGUACACGUUGGAGGGUCGUGACCGUGCAUUGAAGGCACGUCAAACCGAUGAAUGGGUGCAGGGGAGGGAGGAAGUGUCGGGGCGACAGCGGCGCAAGAAGAAGGCAAUGACAUCGGAUGUUGCCGAGGAACGGCCGGUUCAGAAACGAAAGAGGAAGGUCGCGGAGGAGGAUGCAGCACCAAAAAAGAGGAGAGGGCGGCCUCCGCUUUCGCCCGCGAAGAAGGCUGCAAAUGCAGCAGCACGUGCAGAGGCCGCAAGGGCUGCAGCAGCCGAGGUGGGAAGGCCUUCGAGGAGGAGAACGGCCGAGGUGAUCGAGGAUGACGAAGAAAAUCCGGGUCCCAGCCGGAAAAAGCAGUCUUCUUCAUCCUCGUCAUCGUCGUCCGAAGACAGYUCACCGCRGGAGGAGGAGGAAACGUSCCARCAAUCGGACGAUAGUGGRGAGGCGGACGRCGAUGAGUCGGAUGAGGACAAGUCGCAGGCKGAGUCAGACGGGGAAGAACAGUCCGGGGAGGAGGAYGAGUAGACAUUUGCGAAUUAGUAUAGUGAGGGUAGUGUGUCCUUGCGCGCUUUUGUGCUCCUGAAACAACAAACUUUGCAAACUCCG
This is a messenger RNA of Chara braunii, 2613 nucleotides long. Lineage: Eukaryota; Viridiplantae; Streptophyta; Charophyceae; Charales; Characeae. The record is from the annotation of a GenBank genome assembly.